GGGCCGGUGCAUGGAGUGAAACAGUGAGCUGUGAUAGAGGGAGGGUCAGUGUGUGUGUGCAUGCUAACAGUGUGCCUUAUGGACAGAGGGGCCUUGAGUGGCUGUUGACUAGCCUGCUAGUAGGUGGAGGAACAGUAAGAACACAGACAGAACUCUGUGCUUGUUGGAUCCAGUGUUUGUUGUGGAAUCUAUACUCUCAGACCAGGAGGUUCUGGGUGACGGUGGGUUGAAGGAGCGGGAUGUCUAAGAUGACGUUGUGGUUGGGCCUUCUCCUGGCUCUCAGCGCAGGUCGUCUGGAUGCUUGGUUCUGGAACAAGGACCCUGAUCCUACUACCCAAGCCCCAACGAAGGCUCCGCCGCUGGGCAAGGCAGGAGGACAGCCCAAGAGAGGUGAGGAGAACCUGGCAGGGGUUGGGGCAGAAAUCAUCAACGUGGCUGAUGGGAUCCGUAAGUUUGUGCAGACGUGGGACGCGACCCCAACCACUUGGACUGACGGAGGAGUGGCGAGUCCCACCACACAGACGGUUAAUAAAGAGGAGUCUGGGUCUGGGGAAGGAUCUGGGUCUGGGUCUAAGGAAGGAUCUGGGUCUGGGGAAGGGUCUGGGUCUAAGGAAGGAUCUGGGUCUGGGGAAGGAUCUGGGUCUGGGUCUAAGGAAGGAUCUGGGUCUGGGGAAGGGUCUGGGUCUAAGGAAGGAUCUGGGUCUGGGGAAGGGUCUGGGUCUAAGGAAGGAUCUGGGUCUGGGGAAGGAUCUGGGUCUGGGUCUAAGGAAGGAUUUGGGGCUGGGUCUAAGGAAGGAUCUGGGUCUGGGGAAGGAUCUGGGUCUGGGUCUAAGGAAGGAUUUGGGGCUGGGUCUAAGGAAGGAUCUGGGGAAGGAUCUGGGUCUGGGGAAGGAUCUGGGUCUAAGGAAGGAUCUAGGUCUGGGGAAGGAUCUGGGUCUGGGUCUAAGGAAGGAUUUGGGGCUGGGUCUAAGGAAGGAUCUGGGGAAGGAUCUGGGUCUGGGGAAGGAUCUGGGUCUAAGGAAGGAUCUGGGUCUGAGACGGGUUCAGGAUCAGGGUCUGGUUCAGCAUCUGGUGUAGGGUCUGGGUUUGGAUCGGGGGCUGAGUCUGGUGUAGGUUCAGGGACCGGCUCGGGUUCGGGGUCAGGGCUUGGAGAAAGGAAAAGCUUGGUUCUCCCCACUAACCUAACAGGGGUGGUGGAGGAUGACCUCACAGGGGUUGAGGGGGUGAAACAGGGUGACCCAAAGACCAACCUCUCUGACAUCACUUCUCAUGACCACAAUGGAACCUGCCACCUCGUGCCCUCUGAUUGGCCGAUCUGCAUAUCAAGGGGGUCGAAGCAUUUCUCGCUGCCCAACUUCCUGAACCAUACCUCUGUGGAGGAGGUUGGCGUGGCCCUGAGAGAGUGGGCGUGGCUGGCCAAGGCGGGGUGCCACCAUGGAGCCGAAUGGUUCCUCUGCCUCCUCCUGGUGCCCAGGUGCCCGCUGCCUGGCCAGGUGCUCGCCAAGGUUCCCCUUCUGCCCUGCUGCAGCUUCUGCCAAGUCCUGCAAGACAGCUGCUGGCCAGCCCUGGAUGACGGGCGACUUCCUAUAGAGUGUAAUUUGCUGCCCGACAGGGAUCAGGAGGCGGGGUUGCGCUGUCCGCCAUGCGUGUCAGUUAGUAAUCGGAAAGCAGAGAGUGGUGUGACUCUACUGCAGCUGAUCGGAGACCUGCCUCCUGAUGAAUCCCGGGCCGGUCCGGGGGGGAAACCCGCCUACUAUUUCGGAGGGCUGGACGGGCUUACUGCUGCGGGACAGCCGGCCCUGGCCCACCUCCCCAACCCCUUCUACAGAGACUUCUCCCUGAUCUUCCAAAUCAUCCCCUCCAGCCCCGGGGUCCUCUUCUCCAUCACAGACGCCUCCCAGAAGUUCAUGUACGUGGGGGUGAAGCUGAGUGCCCCGGACGCUGACGGCAGGAAUCAGAAGAUUAUGUUCUACUACACAGAGCCCGACUCUGAGGCCUCGUACCUGGCCGCUAGUUUCACUGUGCCCUCCCUGGACCUAGUCUCCUGGACCAAGUUCUCUCUGUCCGUGUUCAAUGACCAGGUGACCUUCUUCAUGGGAUGCGACGCCUCUGGGAAGACGGUGAAGUUGGAACGCUCGCGGGAUGACAUGGAGCUGGACAGGGGGGCGGGCAUCUUCGUGGGUCAGGCGGGAGGCGCGGACCCUGACAGGUUCGAGGGGGCGAUUGCUGAGCUGAACGUGGUGGGUAACCCUCGAGCAGCUGAGCUACUCUGUGAAGACGAUGAUGACUCAGACGCUGCCUCAGGUGACUUUGGCAGUGGGGAUGGGGACAGAAGAGAGACCGGCAAAACUACCACCCCUCCAUCUCUCCGACCGGUGCCAGAGCCCCCUCUGACAUCAUCAGUGAGCGACAGGCUCUCAGAGACAGGUGACAGGAAUCAUCAGACCUCAGUAGAGUCCAGACCAGGGUCAGGAGGUCAACCAGGCCCUACUGGUUCUAACAGGGAGAAGGGGGACAGAGGGGAGAAGGGCAGUCCAGGGGACAGAGGUCCCCCCGGGCCAAAGGGGGACUCGGGGUCUUUCUCCAGCUCUGCCUCUUCCUCUGGCUCUUCAUCAGGCGGAGGAGAACGUGGAGAAAAGGGAGACACAGGCUUGAAGGGCAGUUCUGGGUUCGGUUACCCAGGCUCCAAGGGGGACCGUGGCGUACCUGGUCCCCCUGGCCCUCCUGGCCCUGGGGGGCCAGCUGCCCAGGUUGUGAGGCUAGGGGACGGCUCUGUGGUGCAGCCAGUGGCCGGGCCAAUGGGGCCGAUGGGGCCCCCAGGGGUCAAAGGACCAGCAGGACCCCAGGGACCAGAGGGAGAGGCGGGGGAUCCAGGAGAGGAUGGCAAAUUAGGACCUGCCGGAGACAGAGGGUUCCCAGGAACACAAGGAGACUCAGGGGUCAAAGGACAAAAGGGGGAUCGUGGUGAUGGUCACCCAGGACCCAGGGGUCCUCCAGGGCCACCUGGACACCCAGGCCCAGUUGACCGCGCUACAUUUGUGGAUAUGGAAGGCUCAGGAGGAUUCCCAGAUUUGGAGAAAAUACAGACUCUCCGUGGUCUACCAGGCCCCCCCGGCCCCCCAGGUCCCCCUGGCCCCUCAGCCGGUGGUGUCAGCUCCCAUGAGUCAGGCUCUUUCGGGCCCCCUGGACCUCCCGGACAGGACGGGGCCCGUGGCCUACCAGGGCCCGCUGGUCCACCUGGCAGGCCUGGAACCCCAGGACCCAGUAGCGGAGAGAAGGGAGAAGCUGGUGAUCUAGGUCUUCCAGGGCCCAGUGGAGAGAAGGGUUCUCAGGGUGACCCUGGAGUGCCUGGUCAGGCAGGGCAGGGGGGCUUGGCUGGGCUUCCUGGGCCCAUGGGACCGAUUGGGCCUCCAGGACCACCCGGAUCUUCCUACCCCGUGCGUUAUGGUGACAGGGAGGGUUCCGGAGUGACGGGGGUCAAUGGUGUUGCUGGAGUGAUAGGGAUUCCAGGACCACAGGGUCCGCCCGGAAUCGCUGGCCUUCCGGGAAGAUCUGGUUUGCCUGGGCUUUCGGGAGAGAAGGGGAGCGAGGGAGCAAGAGGACAGAAUGGAACACCAGGGAUGGACGGAUUCCCAGGAAUAUUGGGAGACAAAGGGGAGAGGGGAGACAGAGGAGAAAGGGGUGAGCCAGGACGUGAAGGGGGACCCCCUGGACCUCCAGGAGCCCCUGGCCCACCGGGACAGAUCUACCAGACCUCAGGCAGUUUUGAUGGAGUUCUUGGGAAUCAAGGCCAGGGAGGACCAGGUCUUCCCGGCCGGGCAGGAUUCCCAGGGCCUAUGGGACCAAAGGGAGAUACAGGAGAGCCUGGACAGCCAGGAUACGCAGCUAAGGGGGAGAAAGGAGAACCUGGUAUUAUCAUGGGGCCUGAUGGAAGACCCAUGUACUUGGGAGGGCUGGGGUCUCAACCGGGAGAGAAGGGACUCCCGGGACCUGAGGGACCUCCUGGUCCCUAUGGUCCAGCUGGUCUAAAGGGAGAUAUAGGCAUGCCAGGUAGACCGGGUCGUCCUGGGUUGAAUGGUGUCAAAGGAGAGAGGGGGGAUUCAGCUGGAGGGACUGGAGGAUAUGGAGGUCCUCCAGGACCACCUGGCCCACCCGGACCCCCCGGGCCAGCAGUACCUCUGGACAGGUUCAAUAGGUAUGAUGAUGUCUCACGGUUAUAUCCUGACUCCAAAGGAGAGAAAGGUGAUCGUGGAGUACCAGGAAUACCUGGGGUACCAGGUCUCACGUCCAACUUUGACAUCUACACCUUCAAGAAGGAGAUGAAGGGAGAGAGAGGAGACUCGGGGAUGAAGGGGGAGAAGGGCGAGCUAGCCGGAGGAUAUUAUGGUGGCGGUUACAGUGGACAGGGUGGUCAACCUGGACCUCCAGGACUUCCAGGGCCAAAGGGAGAGUCCAUCAUCGGUCCUUCAGGGCCCCAGGGCCCUCCAGGUAACCCAGGAAGAGGGUACGAAGGCAGGCAAGGGAACCCAGGCCCACCGGGGCCCCCCGGACCUUCGGGAUCAUCCUCCUCACCUGGAGCCUACAGGCCAACACAGACCAUCAGCAUCCCUGGACCUCCGGGCCCUCCUGGCCCACCUGGAACUGAUGGACACUCCUCUGGGGUGAUGGUGCUGAGGUCAUAUGACACGAUGACAGCCACAGCCAGACAACAGGCAGAGGGGACGCUGGUGUAUCUGGUUGACCAAACAGACUUUUACAUCAGAGUACGAGAUGGCUUCCGGCAAAUCCAGCUUGGACCAUACAUAGCUUUACCCCCUGACCAGGGUAAUGAGGUAGCAGCUGUCGACCCUCCUCCAGUGGUCUACUACCAGCCAGAUCAUCCCUCCAACACGGCCACAGAGCAACCCCCCAGACAGCUAGACCCCCACCAGCCACAGCCUGAGGGACAACACCCUAUUUACCCCGACCCUCGUUACCCGACUCACCCGGAUCCACGCUACCCAGCCCAGCCGGAUCCACGCUACCCAGCCCAGCCGGAUCCACGCUACCCAGCCCAGCCGGAUCCACGCUACCCAGCCCAGCCGGAUCCACGCUACCCAGCCCAGCCGGAUCCACGCUACCCAGCCCAGCCGGAUCCACGCUACCCAGCCCAGCCAGAUCCACGCUACCCAGCCCAGCCAGAUCCACGCUACCCCUCACAUUCAGACCCCAGAUACCCCUCACACACUGAUCCACGGUACCCCAGUUAUACAGACCGCCAGCACAACCAUGACCCUGUUCAGCCGGUCCAGCCCCAGUCAGCCCCUGUCCCACAGAACCCGGUUUACUCAGACACGCGCUACCCUGUAACCCCACAACGCAGACCCAGACCCCCUGAGACCCCCAGCCACCAACACACGUCAGGCCCAAGCAUUCACCUGGUCGCCCUGAACGCCCCCCAGGGAGGUAACAUGCGGGGUAUCAGAGGGGCAGACUUCCUGUGCUUCAACCAGGCUCGGGCCAUCGGGCUGAAGGGAACCUUCCGGGCUUUCCUCUCCUCCAAGCUCCAGGACCUUUACAGCAUUGUCCGCAAGUCAGACAGAGACCGCAUGCCCAUCGUCAACCUAAAGGACGAGGUCCUGUUUGACAGUUGGGAGGCCAUCUUCAGUGACUCAGAGGGCAGAGUGAAGGACAAUGUACCCAUCUACUCCUUCGAUGGCAAAGACAUUUUCACAGAUGGCACAUGGCCAGACAAGAUGAUAUGGCACGGUUCGACCAGCAGGGGGCACGGCGAGGUGGAUAACUACUGUGAGACGUGGCGUAUAGGGGAUCGGGCGCUGACGGGCAUGGCCUCCUCUCUACAGGGAGGCCAGCUCCUCCAACAGAGAACCAGCAGCUGUCACAGCUCCUACGCCGUGCUCUGCAUCGAGAACAGCUACAUCGAACAGUUCAAGAGAUAGGACUAACCGACCAAACGCACACACACACUACAGCCAGAUCAAGAGAUAAACCUAAUGAAACACACACACAUCAGCCAAUCCAGGAGGCCUAACAAAACGUAUGUACCAGUGGAGGCUGGUGACUUAAAAAAUGAGGAGGAUGGUAGACCCGGGGUUUAGGCACGGAACGCACGGAGACAACAAAGUGCGUUUCAAAAAUCGUCAAUGACUAAUUAUUUUAACUUAAAGCAUUUAAUAAAGACAUUUAUAAUACACUAUUAUGGGGAAUGGGAAUGAGAGGGCUACUUACACAGUGUUGGAAAGGGACCACAGCAGUGAUUGAAUGAGACAUGAGUUGAGGUGUUCAGAGGCUUGACCAGUGCAGGACAGGAUUUGCCUAGAAAGACAAACAAUAACACAACACACUACAAAGUUAGACAAAAGAGCCCAGAGUGAGUUAGUCCAAGCAGAGAGUAAAAUCAUUGAUGAGUAAUAAUGUGAUUGUGUAUGUGAUUGACUUUACAUACAGCAAUGAGAGAAAAUUGAUAGGGGUACUCACAGAGCUUGGAGAGGAAACAUUCAAUGUGCCAGUGGAUGAGCGCACACAUGAGACGUGGCUUCAGUUCAUGUCAGGAGAGAGUUGACAAUGGUAGUGGAGUGGAGUGGUCAUCACCUCUUAAUCAGGGAACAGGAGGGGACUUAGCUGGAAAUACAAAUAGCAGAUACAUUCCAUUACAGCUGCGCCAUCAUAGGUUUGGACAAGUUUCUCUAUGAAGUUAAAAUCAGACAUCUCAAAAUUCAUUAAGUCAAACACAGACUGCUCAUCUCGCCCACUUGACACAUCAAAGUAGCCCAAGAAACGUUCCUGAUUAAAGCCCUGAUCAUCCACAUACCUGACCAUAACUGACAACUGCAAGCAGACUGGUGGCACCAUAGGUCCCAGAGCGGUGGGGCAAUUUUGACCCCCUGGGGCCUGGAGUUUUUCCUUAUAUGUUAACCUAACUAGGAAAUCUUUGGACCCUAUAAGGUAUGCCAGUGAUGAAUUAGUUGUAAAAAGGUUUUAUAUGGGCUAUGAUGGGACCAGUUUUCCCUAAUCAGGUCACAUGUUGUUUUUAAACUCCUGGCCCUGGGGGGAUGAAACCCCUGUCAAACUACAGCUACCUUACACCUGUUCAUAUGAAUGAUAUUUAGACUAGAUUAGUAGGGGGAUUUCCUCUACCCAGACACAUAGACAACUGGGCUGAGCUUGCUUUAUGCAUGUUUGCAUCAUGUAGGCCUAUGCAACUGUAGGCCUUAUAAAACAUUUACUCACAUCUAUCAUCGCUAUUAUGUUGAUUAAUUCCAGUUAAUAAGCCUAGCCAGCCCAGUUUUGAAUAUAAACAAAAUUUGAUCAUUCACAUUUUCUCCUGACACACAAAUGGACUAUAGAUACAUAAUGUUACCAAUCAGUUUACCCGGACCAGAGUGCAUAGGCUUUAUGCAGCUGCUCUUAUUAGGAGCCUACAGUUGAUCAGACUGAAAUAUAGUCUAGUUUUCAUCCCAUACAGCAUAUCCGAUUUCUAGCGUUUAGGUGUAGCCUAGGCUGCUGCAACAUUUAUGUCAUGAGUUUUUGCUUGUGUCUGUCCGGAGUGUCCGGAGUUUCCCUCUCGUCAUGUCCUCUUAUCGAUGCAGUUUUUUCCCAGAAUCUUGAAUGUGAUGUCGGCAUUUAUAUGAACCCUGCUUUUGUUUUGCCGUUUAGCCGAACGAUCGAUGUCCUUCAGGCCACUGUACCCACCUUUUGACCAAGGCUCAGACUUUCCCUAAAGCAGGCAAGGCCAGCAAUACAGGCAGCUUGAUGAAAGGCUCCCUGUUACCAGCUUUACUUUUGAUACCAGUUGGUAUUGAAUGCCCUCACCUUUUCAUCUUUCUUCAUGAAACUGAUCUCAGGCAGAGGUCGACCCUCCCUUUUCCAUGUACCCCAGAGAAUGAAAGGGGUUCUUCAACAAAGUCCACAAACUGCACACUCACGCUGGUAGAUAGCUAGCUACUGAAGUUAGCGAGGCUAACUUUUAAAAAUGUUAAAUCAAUUGCACUAACUGGACACAAAAAUUAAGUUCUAAAACCAAGAAAACUAUUUAUAAUACACCUCUUCUGUCUCCUGUCAUUUGAAAAAAAAAAAAACAUUUUAAUUGAAUAAAAUCCCCAAAAUGCUCAACUAUCACUGUUCACUCUUAAUCUCUAUCCGACAAUGUCACCAAGCUUCUCAACACAUAGAAUCCCCAUAAUGCUCUGUGGCACAAUCCCAAUAUAACACACUAGGUUUGUUCUCUGAUCCUAAAAGCUUUGAUCGUUUGGAGGACUUCCCCCAGAAGUGGUCAUAAUUACCUUGUAUGUCUAUGGAAGGGGGUGAGGCCUACGAGCCUCCUAGGUUUUGUAUUGAAGUCAAUGUAGCCAGAGGAGGAUGGAAGCUAGCUGUCCUCCGGCUACACCAUGGUGCUACCCCAGACAGUGCUGUUGAAUUUACUGUAGAUCAUUGCAAAACAAUGUAUUUUAAUCAAUUAUUUGGUGACAUAUGAAUAUAUUUAGUAUAGUAAAUAUCUAAAAAGUAUAACUUGAAUGUUUCUAAUGUUUACAUUUUUAUGAAAUUUCACUGAGGAUGGUCCUCCCCUUCCUCCUCUGAGGAGCCUCCACUGGUACGUACACACACAAUGGUGCUUUGUAUGUAACAGCUACAUUCCCCUUCUCCAAUACACUCAGUCCAGCUGGCCAAAUAGGACCACAUGUCCAUAAUAUGGGGUUGAUCAAGAACAGCAACAACCAGGCUAAGAGAUGGACCCCCCUAAGCCCCAAUCCACCCCCCUUUAUACACUGAUUGCAGCUGACCAAACAGCCCACCACGACCCCCUGCACAUACGUCUAAAUCACUGUUCUGUAAACACCUCAACGCUGUGGUUUUCAGUAGAGUUUGUAUUCAUUCCACUUCUCCUUUCACUGUCCACUUCAGAAAGCCAUGUUCAUUGGGGGUUAGAGGACAGACUAUCACAAUGUACAUUUAUUUUUGUGGUCUUACCCUCAAAAGCAUAAUACCUGCAUUGUAGAAAGUCUAUAGCCUUUUAACAGUUUGCCCUAGAAUCAAACCACACCACAGACCACACCUACAGAUUAAACAGGAGACUAAUUCUGUUCUCUACGAUUCCAACAAGCUAAUUGUUGCAGUAUUGUACAUUAAAUGUUUAUUAUCCAA
Molecule: messenger RNA, 9141 nt
Organism: Salvelinus fontinalis (brook trout)
Lineage: Eukaryota; Metazoa; Chordata; Actinopteri; Salmoniformes; Salmonidae
Product: collagen alpha-1(XVIII) chain-like
Exons: 42
Coding region: 240-5939 (1899 amino acids)
Molecular function (GO): protein binding
Source: RefSeq, a predicted model, not a curated record